Molecule: messenger RNA, 1713 nt
Organism: Drosophila subobscura
Lineage: Eukaryota; Metazoa; Arthropoda; Insecta; Diptera; Drosophilidae
Gene: BBS5
Product: Bardet-Biedl syndrome 5 protein homolog
Exons: 5
Coding region: 42-1187 (381 amino acids)
Biological process (GO): cilium assembly; intracellular transport
Cellular component (GO): BBSome; ciliary basal body
Molecular function (GO): phosphatidylinositol-3-phosphate binding
Source: RefSeq, a predicted model, not a curated record
CAUUAUCUGGAACCACAACAAUAGUUUCUUUCUUUCUUAAAAUGUUGAAAUCUCUUGGGCAGAGCGAUGGCCAGCAGCCACAGCUGCAACUCCUUUGGGAGGACAAGGAUGUCAAGUUUGACACGCCGCAUCUGCACACUCGUUUACGCACUGGAGAGAAGGUGCUGGACUACAUCUACCACAUCGAGGACAGCAAGGGUAAUCCUGGGGACACGGGCCGCCUAAUGGUCACCAAUCUUCGAGUGAUUUGGCAUUCCUUGGUGCACAAAAAGUACAAUUUAUCCAUUGGCUUUGCGAGGUUCGGAAACACCAAUACGCGAAUCGUUCACAUGCACUCCAAGGGCCGGAUGCCCAGUCAGGCAUUGUACAUUCUGGCCAUCAGCAAUGAGACGCGUUUCGAGUUCCUCUUCACGGAUGUGUCCGGCGAAACGGCGCGUCGUGAUCAGCCCAUCUUUGCCAGCGUCUUUGAUGUGUACCAAUUAUAUCAACGGACGUAUCUCUAUCGCGACCUGAAGCUGCGUGGAGCCAUUGUGCUCUCUGGCCAACUGAUUAUCCUGCCCGAUGAGCAGGUCUACAGCCAGGUACAGGGCGUCUGGAAUCUAUCCAGCGAUCAGGGAAAUCUGGGCAGCUUUGUCGUCUCCAACAUACGUCUUGUGUGGUUCGCUGAUGCCAAUGAGACCUUCAACAUCAGCCUGCCAUAUCUGCAGAUUGAGAGCCUUCGUGUGCGAGAGUCCAAGUACGGGCCUGCAUUGGUCAUCCAAACAGCUGAGACUGGCGGCGGCUAUGUACUCGGCUUUCGCAUCGAUCCCGCCGAGCGGCUGAACGAUCUAUUCAAGGAGCUCUGCUCGCUGCACACCGUCUACAUAGAGCAGCCCAACUUUGGCAUCCACUACGAUGCACAGGAUGCGCGCCAGCGACUGGCGGAUGCCGCUGAGGAGGCGGCCCAGGCUACGCAAUUCAAGAUCGAGAAUUUCGAGGAGCUGGACGAGCGGCAAGAGCGCGAAAUCAAUACCAAACUGAAUAGCUAUCUGGCGGAGGGUUGUGUGUCGCACAGCAAUCCUCAAUCGGACAGGGAUCCGGUGUAUUGCAAGGAGCUGGGCUUUGCCAUGGAGCGCAUACGGGAGGGUUACAAGCUGCAGGAUUUGUGGAAUGUUAUGCCCACAAAAAUGGAGAUAUUCGAGGAAUAAUCAUCAGAAAUAUAAAUAUACAAAAGAGUUAACUGAAGGAAUGGCACAAAAUAUAUUUAGAUAAACAGAAAUAUAUUAUGGGAAUAAAUAGGAUUUCGAAUGGGAAUCAAAGAUUUAACCAAGGAAAGUACUGGGUACCGGAAUUCAGUACAAAAUCAAACAAAGUUCUGUCCAAGCCAAAGACAAUGUUAAUACAGAAAAUGAUGAACGUUUUCAUAAAUUAAAAUGAAAGGAUAACUAAAGAUUAAACACAAUUUACGGAAAUGUAUCUGCAAUUUUAAGGACUGUCAAGAAAUUAUUGAAUAGGACUCAAAGAUACGCUUUUUGGGGAACAGAAAAGGGAAAACAAAAUUUAAUCCGAACAUCAAAAAUUCAUAAUCUUGUAGUUAUUUUUUAGGGAUUUUUAUUGACGCAUACAACUCGCUGUGUGUUUAAGUAAUUUUGCAUUUGUUUGGAAUCUCUUGAAAUUGUACUUAGCUUAGGGCUAAUACUUGAUAAUUCGACUUGAUUUUAUGCUUUUUUUUUU